Molecule: messenger RNA, 1079 nt
Organism: Paramecium pentaurelia
Lineage: Eukaryota; Ciliophora; Oligohymenophorea; Peniculida; Parameciidae
Source: the annotation of a GenBank genome assembly
AUGAGCUUCCAUAAACUAAUGUUAGAGAGACCUCAUUACACAACUAAAAAAAUAUUAUAACCUCUUUUUGGUUAACCUAAAAAAGAUGACUUAAUUUAAUAUCCAAAUACUCAUAGAACAAUAACCUUUUAAAAGCCUUACAAUGUUGUUGAAAUAGAGAGAAAGACUUUGCAUUAAAAAAAUGAUUCUAAUCAGUCUUAAUCAAUUAAUCUAAAAAAAUAAAGAGUUUAAGAAGCUUAUAAUACAUUAUCAGAUUUUAAUGAUAAAAAAUAAAUAAUUGCAUCAUUAAAAACUUUGAAUUCUGCUGAUGAGAGGUUAUACUUUUAUUAAAUAAAAUUAGAAUACAAUUAAUUGAUAAAAUUUUAGAAAGAAAGGAUGAAAUGAUGAUAGCUUAAUUAAAAUUGAAAGCAGCAAAAUUAGAACCUAUAUUCAAUGUGAUUCGUAGAAAAUUAAAAUAGUAACGAUUAGUGAGUGCUACUCCAAAAUAAUCAAAGAAAGGAACUAUGAUAAUACGUCAAAAGACUUCAGAUGAAUUAGUUUAAUAAUCAUUAGAAUGUAGUAAAGAAAUCAAAGAAGAAAAAUAAAUAAAGACUUUAGAAACAGAAACUAUACCUGAAAAUAAAAUUAUGGAAAAAAUUUAAUCUAAAUUUACUGCUGGAGUCGCUUUUUCAUGGUUAGCUAAUCGUCAUGAAAAUAAAUAAAGUAUAAAUUAAAUUAUUAUCAAAGUUUAAAAUGAAAAUGAAGUAAGUGAAAGAUAAUUUUUAAGAAGAUCUACAGCUUUAUAAUUUGGAAAAAAUACUCUUAGCAGAUUAAAAUAAUAGGUUUCAAAAAAAGUAAGUGAAAACUCAGAUUAAUUAAUAAGAUAAGGAUUUUUGAAAUUAGAACCAAAACGAGAAAAAAACUGUUAUAAAAAUAUAUAAUCUAAAAUUGAUUCAGGUAUAAUCAAACCUCAAAUUAAUCCAAUUUAAAAGGUUAACACUAUUAAAAGAUAAAAUACUUUAGGAUUUGUAACAUCCGAAAGAAAUGAAAUAUCAACAUUUAGACAAGCAUAAGCUAAUAAUCAAUAAACUCUAUAAUGA